Molecule: messenger RNA, 8870 nt
Organism: Tachyglossus aculeatus (Australian echidna)
Lineage: Eukaryota; Metazoa; Chordata; Mammalia; Monotremata; Tachyglossidae
Gene: RALGAPA1
Product: Ral GTPase activating protein catalytic subunit alpha 1
Exons: 41
Coding region: 62-7807 (2581 amino acids)
Biological process (GO): positive regulation of GTPase activity; regulation of small GTPase mediated signal transduction
Cellular component (GO): nucleus; cytoplasm
Molecular function (GO): GTPase activator activity
Source: RefSeq, a predicted model, not a curated record
CUCUGAGGAGGAGGAAGAAGGGGAGGAAGAGGAGGAAGAGGAGGGCGGCGGCCUGACAGGGAUGUUCUCCAAGAAGCCGCACGGAGACGUGAGGAAAUCCACGCAGAAGGUGCUAGACACUAAGAAGGACGCGCUGACCCGCCUCAAGCACCUGCGCGUCGUGAUCGAGAAUGCCGAGUCUAUUGACCUUAAGCAGUUUUUUGACCAACAUUUUUCACAUAUAUAUUAUGUUUUCUUCGAAAAUUUCGUGACCAUUGAAGUUAGCCUCAAACAGAAAGGUCACAAGUCCCAGAGGGAAGAAUUAGAUGCUAUUCUUUUUAUUUUUGAGAAAAUUUUACAGCUUCUUCCAGAAAGGAUUCAUCAGCGAUGGCAGUUUCACAGUAUUGGAUUGAUAUUAAAGAAACUCCUUCACACAGGAAACUCCUUAAAGAUCCGGCGAGAAGGUGUUCGCCUCUUCCUUUUAUGGUUGCAAGCACUUCAAAAUAACUGUAGUAAAGAACAGCUGUGGAUGUUUUCUUGUUUAAUUCCUGGAUUUUCAGCACCGCAAUCUGAAUAUGGACCUCGGACUCUAGAUAAUCUCAUUAACCCCCCACUUAACCUUCAAGAAACCCAAGUUACCCUAGAGGAAAUCACUCCUCUUGUCCCUCCACAAUCAGGAGAUAAAGGACAAGAAGAUCUUACAAGCUACUUUCUAGAAGCACUUUUGAAAUACAUAGUAAUUCAGGUAAAAAGUUUGGAGUGGAAGAACAAAGAAAAUCAAGAAAAGGGAUUUUCAUUCUUAUUUUCACAUUUUAAGAAAUAUUACUUGCCUUACAUCUUUCCAAACAUCUGCAAGGAAUAUAGCUUGUAUCACCCUGUACUUGAUAUCCCCCAGACGAGACCAAAGCCUCAUUAUGUGAUGAUAAAGAAGGAUGCUGAAACCAAUGAAGCAAUCUAUUGCACCAAGGAGCCGUUCCUCAAGGCACGCGUUAUUGUCAUUCGCUGGUUGGUGUCAUUUUGGCUUGAGCCAAAACCUCAUGCGGGACCUCAUAUUCCUGGAAUGGAAGGGGAAGUUGUGCCAAAGAAUAUUCAGAGAGCAGCUGCUAGCCUGGCUUCGAGGGAAGAAAAUAAAAACGAGAGCGCCGACAGGACAGACAGAGCCGCAGAGCCGGAGCAGUGCCAUUCCAACACCAGCACUCUCACCGAGCGGGAACCAAGUUCGUCUAGUCUCUGCAGUAUUGACGAAGAGCACCUCACAGACAUCGAAAUCGUGCGCAAGGUCUUUUCUUCCAAAAGAAGCAACGUUAACUUCCUCACGGAGAUCUUUCGGCAGGCAUUUUUAUUGCCAAUUUGCGAAGCAGCCGCCAUGAGAAAAGUGGUGAAAGUAUAUCAGGAAUGGAUCCAGCAGGAGGAGAAACCGUUGUUCAUGAAAGAACCCGAAGAAUGUCUGAUCAUUUCUGCAAAUCUAGCUUGCAUUGAGAGUGCUGCAGAACAUGCUAUUCCUGCAGAGGAGGGAAAAGAAAGAGAGGAGGAAAAACUGACCAAAACCUCUGGUCACAGCCGAAACACCAAUAGAGCCAAAAUGGGCUCUUACCAAGACCCUCUUUACGAAGCCCCUGAAGUUGACAUCACAGAGCAAAAUACUCGAGCGGGUGUCCAGGCGGUAUUGCAGGUUUUUAUAGUAAACUCAUCAAAUAUUUUCCUUCUUGAACCUGCCAAUGAAAUUAAGAGCCUCUUGGAUGAACACACCGAUAUGUGUAAACGUAUUCUUAAUAUCUAUCGAUUCAUGGUGGUACAAGUAACAAUGGACAAGAAGACUUGGGAACAGAUGUUGCUUGUGCUCCUCAGGGUGACCGAAUCUGUCCUGAAGAUCCCGUCGCAGGCUUUUCUGCAGUUUCAAGGAAAGAAGAAUAUGACCCUAGCAGGGCGACUUGCAGGACCCCUUUUCCAGACUCUUAUAGUAGCCUGGAUCAAAGCAAAUCUAAAUGUGUACAUCUCCCGAGAGUUGUGGGAUGACUUGCUGUCGGUGAUGUCUUCACUGACUUAUUGGGAAGAGUUGGCUACGGAGUGGUCCCUGACUAUGGAGACACUAACUAAAGUAUUAGCUAGAAACUUAUACAGCCUGGAUCUCAGUGAUUUACCGCUGGAUAAACUGAGUGAGCAGAAACAGAAAAAACACAAAGGCAAAGGAGUCGGGCACGAGUUCCAGAAGGCAUCUGUUGACAAGUCAUUUUCCCGAGGAUGGAGCCGUGAUCAGCCUGGGCAGGCCCCGAUGAGGCAGCGGAGUGCAACAACCACGGGAUCUCCAGGGACCGAAAAGGCAAGAAGCCUAGUGCGGCAGAAAACCGUCGCCAUGAGAAGCCGAUCCAUUGGUGAAUGUGCUCUGCCAUCGGCCUAUAUACGCAGUGCUAAAAGUGCUCCUGUUCUGAUCCAUACUUCCAAACCCUUCUUGCCUGAUAUUGUUCUCACUCCCCUUUCUGAUGAGCUUUCAGACAUCGACGAUGCGCAGAUACUUCCCCGCACAACUAGAGUCAGACAUUUCUCCCAAAGCGAAGAGCCCGGAAAUGAAGUGUUCGGGGCCCUGAGCGAGGAGCAGCCUCUGCCGCGAAGUAGCAGCACGUCUGAUAUCCUGGAGCCAUUCACAGUUGAACGAGCCAAAGGUGCAGUUCCUGUCAUUGACUCUCCACCCCGCCAGGCUCCAAGCUUGCAGAGCUCCACAGAGGCCUCUUCAAUAACUAGAUCCACUGAGAGCCACAUGACCAACCCUAAUAGCAGAGAGUCCUCUUUGGAAGUUGGUGAUAGCAUUUACGAUCAUCUCUGUCAUUUAAUAGGUUCGGUAGAACUCGCAGACACAGCCACUGAACACAUCCAGUACAUUGACCUUGAAGGAGAUGACGAUCUUCUUUCCUCUCUGAAAGAGUAUCUUAAGGAAAACCAGGAACAUCACAGUAACUCUGAGCCAGGUAGACAGACGAUCGCUCAGGAGAAGGUGGCCUCAGUAAAUAGGGAUGAGAAGUUAUCGGUGGAUAAAGUAGACUAUGUAGAUGAGGCAGCGCCUUCAGAGAGUCACCCCCUUGUCGGAACCGCUGCCGAGAAGGUAGACCUUCAACUAGCCCAGAACCUAAGCCACAUCGCCCCCGGUCAGUCAGACGGGUGGGCGAGAACUCGGGCUUCCGACCCGUCCAAGCCGUCCAACACUGAUAAGCAAUCAUCCGACCCCGGAGCAAGUAGCCCUCAUGACAACGAAAGAAAGCGCUAUCUGUACCGCCAAACAGCCACAGAAGUAGAUGUAGGCGUGGAAGUCGCGUUAGCCGAAAAUCCUAAAGGUGAAAAACUCAGUGGCCCGAGUGGUUUGCAUGGAAAGAAAGGCCCACCAAAAGCAUCAGUUAGCCACGAAACGCCUCCCACCGCAGGCAGCGGCAAACUCUCGCCAACCAAAAGGAGUUUGUCCGAAACGGUAACGCACAGAGCCAAAAUCAUGAAAAUCGCCACUAAGAAACGAAAUAGCGUCCACGUGACGUUUAGGCCUUCCACCGAAUGCGUUCAGUUUUACAACCCUCUAGAGAACAAAGAGGCCCCGUGGAAGGCGAGACUGCGUAAGCUAGGUGGCUUCAGUAGUGGUAGCGGCAGCAGCGGUAACGCCUCCGCCGGCCCCAACGCCGUCGCGGAGGUAGUCAGGCCUGGAGCGUAUAGACCGCUCGAUGCAGGCAGUGCAGCAUCGGUAAAUAGUAAAGCCGUUAAGGAAUCGACCGAGGCUCCGGCGGGCGCGUGGCACAGAGCCGGUGGCGCAGGAAAUCAGCUGAGUAGCCGUAGCGCGCUGAGGUCGUCCAGUCACGAGUCAGGACUGCAGCAGGGCUCCCUGGGUGGCGUUUAUAAAACUGUUGUACAUGCUCUUUCGAAGCCGAAGGCAAAUGUUUCCCCACAGAGGCAGAACAGAAUGCCACCAGAGGCUCCACUGAGGGAUCUGUACAGUCAUGUAAUGGGCUAUUUUGGAAGGAAAGCUGCAGCCAAUAAAGAGGACAUGAGUCAAAAGCUACACCCUCUUAAUAGUGAUAUUGGCAGUAGCAGCACAAAUGUUCCUGACUUGAUGGAUGAGUUUAUAGCUGAGAGACUCCGCAGUGGUAGUGCAUUGAAUGUGACAAGAAGGGGGAGCAGCCCGGGGAGCCUGGAAGUGCCCAACGACCUUCCUGAUGUCCUGAACAAGCAGCACUCAAUGCGCCCUAUUGAUGACCCAGGGGUGCCCUCAGAGUGGACCUCUCCUGCCAGCGCGGGGAGCAGCGACCUGAUCAGCUCCGAUAGCCAUUCAGACUCCUUCGGUGCCUUCCAAUACGACGGCCGGAAGUUCGACAAUUUUGGUUUUGGGACUGAGGCCGGGACACCAGCUUCCACGGAGACGGAUGCGGAUUUGGCCCGCCUGCAGAGUGCGGAUGAACAGGAGGUGGCUAGUUUAACGACGCUCCACAUUGAUUCGGAAACGAGCAGUCUCAACCAACAGCCCCUCUCUGCCGAGGUUGCAACAAUCACUGGAUCCGAAAGUGCAUCGCCAAUCCAUUCUGCUCUGGGAUCCCGAUCACAAACACCCUCCCCUGCGACCCUGAACAUAGAUCAAAUUGAACAGAAGGACCUACAACUGGAUGAGAAGCUCCAUCACUCUGUAUUGCAGACGCCGGAUGAUCUAGAGACCAGUGAAUUUCCAUCUGAAUGUUGCAGUGUGAUGGCAGGGGGGACCCUUACAGGAUGGCAUGCAGAUGUUGCUACUGUAAUGUGGCGAAGAAUGUUGGGAAUUUUGGGUGAUGUCAACACUAUCAUGGAUCCUGAGAUCCACGCUCAAGUUUUUGAUUACCUGUGUGAACUUUGGCAGAAUCUGGCCAAGAUUCGAGAUAACCUUGGUAUUUCAACUGAUAACCUGACCUCCCCGUCUCCCCCUAUUCUAAUUCCUCCGUUGCGGAUCCUUACCCCUUGGCUUUUCAAGGCAACCAUGUUGACUGAUAAAUAUAAACAAGGAAAGCUGCAUGCUUAUAAACUUAUUUGCAACACAAUGAAAAGAAGACAAGAUGUUUCUCCGAACAAAGAUUUUUUGACACACUUCUAUAAUAUAAUGCAUUGUGGACUUCUUCAUGUUGACCAGGAUAUUGUCAAUACAAUCAUCAAACACUGCUCGCCUCAGUUUUUUUCACUUGGCUUACCUGGGGCCACCAUGCUUAUUAUGGAUUUCAUCGUAGCCGCUGGUAGAGUGGCUUCUUCCGCUUUCCUCAAUGCACCAAGAGUUGAAGCACAGGUUCUCCUGGGAUCUCUGGUCUGCUUUCCGAACUUGUAUUGUGAGCUGCCAGCUCUUCACCCCAACAUGCCUGAUAUUGCUCUAUCUCAGUUCACAGAUGUUAAGGAACUCAUAAUUAAAACGGUGUUAAGUUCUGCAAAAGAUGAACCCUCUGGUCCUGCAAGAUGUGUUGCUCUUUGCAGCCUAGGUAUUUGGGUUUGUGAAGAACUAGUGCAUGAAUCCCAUCAUCCACAGAUUAAGGAAGCACUGAAUGUAAUUUGUGUCUCAUUAAAGUUUCCAAAUAAAACAGUGGCCCAUGUGGCUUGCAACAUGCUGCAUAUGCUGAUCCAUUAUGUCGAAAGACUUCAGAUUUACCAGCCUGAUUCCCCCUUAAAAAUUAUUCAAAUCCUGAUAGCGACUAUUACUUACCUUUUACCUAGUACCGAAGCCUCACCUUAUGAAAUGGACAAGAGGUUGGUAGUAUCCUUGCUUCUGUGCCUAUUGGAUUGGAUCAUGGCCUUGCCGCUCAAGACACUGCUUCAGCCAGUUCAUACUUCUGUUGGAGAGAAUAAUAAAACUGAAAAGUCUGUCCUCAACUGCAUUUACAAGGUGCUUCACGGUUGUGUCUAUGGUGCUCAGUGUUUCAGCAAUCCGAAGUAUUUUCCUCUAAGCCUCUCUGAUUUGGCAUCUGGCGAUUAUGAUCCUUUCAUGCAUUUGGAAAGUCUGAAAGAACCCGAGCCUCUGCACUCGCCUGAUUCAGAGCGAUCUUCUAAACUCCAGCCCGUCACGGAAGUUAAAACUCACAUGCAGCAAGGAUUAAUCUCCGUUGCAGCACGGACGGUCAUAACCCAUCUGGUGAACCACUUGGGCCACUAUCCAAUGACCGGCGGUCCCGCCAUGCUAACGAGUCACGUUUGUGAAAACCAGGACAAUCCUUACACUGAAAGUUCAGAACUGUCCCCUGAGCUUUUUGAGAGCCCAAACCUCCAGUUCUUCGUGUUAAACUCCACCACCUUAGUGUCCUGCAUCCAGAUCAGAGCAGAGGAGAAUAAACCCGGAGGAGGAUUAUCUGCUGGGCUCGCGUCGGCAAAUUCCAGCGUCCGAAUUAUAGUGCGGGAUCUGUCUGGGAAAUACUCUUGGGACUCUGCGGUCCUGUAUGGGCCGCCCCCUGCGAGUUCCUUGUCAGAACCGACAUCUCUGGUACUGGCAGCGGCUCCCCAAGAGAAGCCGGAAGAUACCCCACCUUAUAACGAAUGCUUAGAGGAUGCAGCUGCGAGAGAUGGACUCAACCUCCAGGAUAAGCGGAGGUUUAGAGACACUGUGCCAACUUGGGAUACAAUAAGAGAUGAAGAAGAUGCCCUAGAUGAACUCUUGCAGUAUUUAGGGGUCACAAGUCCUGAAUGCCUGCAGAGGACGGGAGUGUCGCUUAACAUUCCCGCUCCUCAACCUAACUGCAUCUCUGAAAAACAGGAAAAUGAUGUCAUCAACGCCAUCCUGAAGCAGCACACGGAGGAAAGAGAAUUUGUCGAGAAGCAUUUUGGAGACUUGAACAUGAAAGCCGUGGAGCAGGAUGAACCGUUACCCCAGAAGCCUCAGUCGGCUUUUUACUAUUGCCGAUUGCUUCUCAGUAUAUUGGGAAUGAAUUCCUGGGACAAGAGGAGGAGCUUUCAUCUAUUGAAGAAAAAUGAAAAGCUUCUUCGAGAGCUGAGAAACCUCGACUCCAGACAGUGCCGGGAGACUCACAAGAUUGCAGUAUUUUAUGUUGCCGAAGGUCAAGAAGACAAGCACUCGAUCCUCACGAAUACUGGAGGAAGCCAAGCAUAUGAGGAUUUUGUGGCAGGUCUUGGAUGGGAGGUAAAUCUGACAAACCACUGUGGUUUCAUGGGAGGAUUACAGAAAAACAAGAGCACUGGCCUGACUACUCCAUAUUUCGCUACCUCUACAGUGGAAGUAAUGUUUCACGUAUCAACCAGGAUGCCUUCCGACUCUGAUGACUCUUUAACAAAAAAAUUGAGACAUUUAGGAAACGAUGAAGUGCACAUCGUUUGGUCGGAGCACACUCGAGACUACAGAAGAGGAAUUAUCCCCACCGAAUUUGGUGACGUCCUCAUUGUUAUAUAUCCAAUGAAGAACCACAUGUUCAGUAUCCAGAUCAUGAAGAAACCCGAGGUUCCAUUCUUCGGCCCGCUUUUUGAUGGUGCUAUUGUGAAUGGAAAAAUCCUUCCCAUAUUGGUCCGGGCCACAGCGAUCAAUGCAAGCCGGGCGCUGAAAUCGUUGAUCCCAUUAUACCAAAACUUCUAUGAGGAAAGAGCACGCUAUCUGCAGACGAUCGUGCAGCACCAUCUAGAACCAACGACUUUCGAGGAUUUCGCGGCGCAGGUUUUCUGUCCGGCUCCCUACCACCACUUACCAUCCGAUGCCGGCUCCCACCCAGAGGCUCUGCCCGGCGAAACGCCAGCCGCAGCGCAGAUGGACGGGACCGACUUAGCUUCUCCGAUGUCCCCGCGCACGAGCAAGAGCCGCAUGUCCAUGAAGCUGCGCCGCUCCUCGGGCUCCGCCAAUAAGUCCUAGGCGGGCCGGUGACCGCGGCGGCCACUCAUCUCCCAAUCGGCGUUCCCCUUCCCACGCACGCACCCCUCCGCGCCUUCAUUUUAAAAAACGACACUGGAAUUUUAUCUCUAAUGGAACGUUUUAGCCCUCUGGUUGGUUUCGAGUUCUUUUUAAUCCCGCUCCAGGCUGCCACGGGUUCUCGGUGCAGUUUCUCUCCUGCACUUUUUACCUUCCCCGCUGAUUGCGUCCCAGGAGCCACUUUUAACUCCCCGGCUAACAUGGGGCCAUGAUGUGGUGUGGAGAAAGGGUUCUCACUACAUUAUUUAUUAUGCCUAUCUUUGUGUCUUUCUUGGCGAGAUAAAUAUGUACGACUUUUUUUUUUAAUGUAUUAUUUUAAAUUAAAAGCAUUUCUUAAGGCUCGGCAACUAGCCCGAACUGGUUCGUGGCGGGAUGUGUACAGAUUAUUUGUUACAAAAGUGAGAUGCUAAGGGAUCCAUUUCUCUUCAGUGUUUCAGAUUCCCCCUGAAAUGGCUUAAAAGUUCACCUUUUCUUUCCAGACACAGGGCUCGUUUCCCAACUGGGCAGGUGAUGCCAUGAUAGAUGAGAAAACCAGAAAAAUGACUGACUGUGUUGGAGGGCUGGCACUGGCUCCGGCCAUUUAGUUUUGAGGUUGGGCCCAUCACCGGCCUACCGGAGAGAUGUCGUGUUUUUAUUCUUUCUUACAUACCAAAAAAGCACUUUUCCGAUGUAAAAUGCAUUGCUCCCGUUACCCGUGUACCACUGAGAGGGAACAUCGUCCAGGAGUCCGGCCCGAGUCCACUCUUGUCCGUCCUGAGGUCACGGGUGCAGUUCAGUACACAUUCCACCCCUCCCAAAGUAUUUUCCCGUAGGAGACGAUCUCCAGUUUGCAGAGGGCUUCUCUCCUAAGGAAAUGCAGCACGGCAUCGGUACAAACUGCAUGUGUAAAUACAUCCCACCGCUGCAUUGAACUAUCAGUUACGUAUUUGUCUUUCAUGUAGUAUCGAAAGGUUUGUAAUGGUUAAGACAUAUUUAAUAAUACAAUAAAAUUAUUCUUACCACCUCC